CUAAAUUUUGCCAUCUCUGAUACCUCUUCUUCGAGCGACGAGCGACACUUUCUCUCCCCGUCCGUCUCUAUCCUUUUUGAUACCCCCCAAACAAAUCCAGCUCCAAAAAUACCAGAUCGCCCAAGAUGAAGACGACCUGGAAGGACAUCCCCCCGGUGCCUACUCAGCAGGAGUUUCUGGAUAUUGUUCUGAGCCGGACCCAGCGCAAGCUGCCAACGCAGAUUCGCGCCGGUUUCAAGAUCAGCCGUAUUCGAGCUUUCUACACUCGAAAGGUCAAGUUCACACAAGAGACCUUCUCAGAGAAGUUCGGCGCCAUCCUCGAGAGUUUCCCUCGUCUGCAGGACAUCCAUCCUUUCCACAAGGAUCUCCUCAACACCCUCUACGAUGCCGACCAUUUCAGAAUCGCCCUCGGUCAGAUGUCCACCGCCAAGCAUCUGAUUGAGACCAUCUCCCGCGAUUAUGUCCGUCUCCUCAAGUACGGCCAGUCUCUGUUCCAGUGCAAGCAGCUCAAGAGGGCCGCUCUGGGUCGCAUGGCCACCCUCAUUAAGCGACUCAAGGACCCUCUUAUGUACCUCGAUCAGGUCCGCCAGCAUCUCGGCCGUCUGCCUUCGAUCGACCCCAACACUCGAACACUGCUUAUCUGCGGUUACCCCAACGUCGGAAAGUCUAGUUUCCUCAAGAGCGUUACUCGUGCCGAUGUCGACGUUCAGCCCUAUGCUUUCACCACAAAGAGUCUGUUUGUCGGUCACUUCGACUACAAGUAUCUCCGCUUCCAGGCCAUCGAUACCCCCGGUAUUUUGGAUCACCCUCUUGAGGAGAUGAACACCAUUGAGAUGCAAAGUAUCACCGCCAUUGCCCAUUUGAGAUCCGCCAUUAUGUACUUUAUGGAUCUUUCAGAGCAGUGCGGAUACACAGUUAGCGCCCAGAUUGCUCUCUUCAAGAGCAUCAAGCCUCUGUUCUCCAACAAGCUUGUCUUCGUUGUUAUCAACAAGAUUGAUGUCACCCGACCUGAGGACCUUGAGCCCGAGGUUCAGGCUGAGCUCCAAAGCAUUCUCAAGUCGGGUGAGGUCGAGAUGCUCCAAUUGUCCUGCAACACUCAGGAGGGUGUUCAAGAGGUCAAGAACGCUGCUUGCGAGCGCUUGAUCGCUGAGCGUGUUAACCAGAAGCUCAAGGCUGGUACCAACAACAGCGGAAACAUCGGUGGCCGUCUGGCUGAUGUUAUGUCCCGUAUCCACGUUGCUCAGCCCAUGGGUGGUCAGACUCUUGAGACUUUCAUCCCCGAGGGUGUCAAGGACCGCAAGAAGUAUGACAAGACCGACCCCGAGCGCCGAAGACUCGCUCGUGAUGAGGAGGAGGAGAACGGUGGUGCUGGUGUCUUCAACGUCGACAUGAAGGCCGACUACAUGCUCGCCAACCCCGAGUGGAAGUACGACAAGAUCCCCGAGAUCUACGAUGGCAAGAACGUCUACGACUUUAUCGAUCCCGAUAUUGAGGCUAAGCUUCAGGCUCUUGAGGAAGAGGAGGAGAAGCUCGAGGCUGAGGGCUUCUACGAGUCUGAUGAGGAUAUUGAGGAUGACGAGGAGGCUGAGGUCAUGCGCAAGGCCGAGCUGAUCCGCGAGAAGCAGCAGCUCAUCCGCAACGAGGCCCGCAUGAAGAAGCGUCUCAAGAACCAGGCCAUCAUCCCUCGCAAGCAGAUGAAGAAGCCCCUCUCCGAGUUCGAGGAUGCCCUCGACCAACUCGGUGUCGACACCACCGAUAUUGCCGAGCGUGCUCGCUCAAAGUCUCGUCCUCGUGGCCGUUCCACAUCUCGCAUGGGCACCGAGGACCCCGAUGCCAUGGAUGUCGACGGUGGUCGCAGCAGCACUCCCCGCGAGCGUAUGCGCUCUAUGAGCCGACCUCGAAGCCGUGCUCCUACUGCCAGCCGCCGCGACGAUGGUGUCACAGACGAGGCUACUCGAUCCAAGGCCGAUCGUAUCGCCAGGCUCAACCAGAAGCGCAUGAACCGCAUGGCCCGACAGGGAGAGGGCGAUCGACACACGACCGCUUCCAUCACCAAGCACUUGGUCGUCGGAAAGCGUGGUAUGGGCAAGACAAACCGCAGAUAGAGAGCCAACACCAGGCUUCCCUUUCUUCCACAUUUGGUUGUCUUUCUCUCUUUUCCGGCAUAUUUUCGCGGGCUGUGGGUUUGCCUGGGAGUUUGGGCGCAUAGGAAAAUGGAUUGCGAUUCCUUCGCUGCGUACGUACGUGAUUGACAAGAAAAAAAUAGCUUGCGUGUCGCGUUGUUGCUUGGGAUGAAGAAGCUCUGUCCGAGUUCAGCUAGAUAGUAGAUAUCACGGCGCCUCCUUGAGAAGUACUAGAAAAGGGGCUGCCAAACUUUUCUUUCCUUCUCUUUUAACAGAUCAUGAUUUAUGAAGCAUAUAAAAGUUUCAGUCAAAUUUCAUAUUAUCCACCC
Fusarium odoratissimum NRRL 54006 is the source of this 2452-nucleotide messenger RNA. RefSeq names its product nucleolar GTP-binding protein. Gene Ontology annotation, biological process: ribosomal large subunit biogenesis. Gene Ontology annotation, cellular component: nucleolus. Gene Ontology annotation, molecular function: GTPase activity; GTP binding; RNA binding. The coding region runs from base 126 to 2105 and encodes 659 amino acids. The record is from RefSeq and is a predicted model, not a curated record. Lineage: Eukaryota; Fungi; Ascomycota; Sordariomycetes; Hypocreales; Nectriaceae. The transcript is spliced from 3 exons.